Mobula hypostoma (lesser devil ray) is the source of this 3332-nucleotide messenger RNA. RefSeq names its product DEAD (Asp-Glu-Ala-Asp) box polypeptide 31 (gene ddx31). Gene Ontology annotation, biological process: ribosome biogenesis. The transcript has 20 exons. NCBI's taxonomy places the organism in Eukaryota, Metazoa, Chordata, Chondrichthyes, Myliobatiformes, Myliobatidae. Bases 298 to 2487 code for a protein of 729 amino acids. The record is from RefSeq and is a predicted model, not a curated record. Gene Ontology annotation, molecular function: ATP binding; nucleic acid binding. Gene Ontology annotation, cellular component: nucleus.
CGUGAAGCGUGAAUCGGAGCCCACACGCGUCAGGCUUGGGCUAAACAAAACGUGCGUGCGGAACCGGGAAGGAGGUCCCGCAGGACUAAUCUCCCUUUGGCUCAUCUUUCUCUGACAGCACUUGUUUUGUUGCUGAACUAAAAUCGUUGUAUUUGAAGAGUUCAGGUGGCUUAUUGCCUUCCGGCCCGGCUUUCCCCCCUCAGACCGACCCGGCGACCCUCCGGUCCGGUGCCAGCGGUAUCUUUGGAGAACUGAGGCUCCUGGAGUUUGUCCCAAGUCGGCGCAGCUCCGGCAGACAUGGCCGAUGAAGGGUUAAUGAUAAAUAUUACCACCAACACCUUCAUCAAAAGGAAUCCGAAAGACCAUCAGCGCAAGAGUUUCAAAAGUACAGAAAAUAGGGUGCAGCCCGGCAGAGGAAAACAUCAAUUACAGGAAAGCUCGAAAAGUGUCCCUCCUGUGAAACCAACAACACAGUCAUCUUCUACAGUGAGCAAAACACACAGAAAUGCCAAGAAGCGACCUCAAUGUGAGCAGGUGCCUAACUUGGCUCCAAAGAAAAGAAAAAUUGUGGAAGAGCCGGGGGACAGAGGAGAGCAAAAGAUGACAGAUCCUAUCAAAACCUCCUCUUUAUUUAGAAACAACCCCACGAUCCCAGAGAUUCACAAGCAGACGGUUAAAACAUUGAAAGAAUCUAUUUUUACGACAAGCCAUUUCAAGGAACUUGUUGAGCUGCACCCACAUCUGGUCUCCACACUCAGUGAUGUCCUGAAAGUUUCUAACAUGACCAGCAUUCAGAAGCAAGCAAUUCCAGUACUGCUUAAUGGGGAGGAUGCCCUGAUACAGUCGCAAACUGGCUCAGGUAAAACAUUGGCAUAUGGUGUUCCUCUGGUCCAGUCUUUGCAGUCUGUUCAACCUAAAAUACAACGUUCUCACGGACCGUAUGCAGUUGUCAUUGUACCAACCAGAGAGCUGGCCCUGCAAAGCUUUGACACUCUGCAGAAACUGAUCAAGCCAUUUAUGUGGAUUGUGCCAGGAGUGCUGAUGGGAGGAGAAAAGCGAAAAUCUGAGAAAGCCAGGUUACGUAAAGGUAUAAAUAUUCUCAUAUCAACUCCAGGACGAUUGGUGGACCACAUAAAAAACACAAAGAAUAUUUGCUUUACCCAUGUACAAUGGCUAAUUAUUGAUGAAGCUGACAGAUUGCUGGACCUGGGUUUUGAGAAGGAUAUCACUGUGAUUCUGAAUGCUCUAAAUGCUGUAACUAUGAAGAGGCAAAACGUUCUCCUCUCUGCCACCCUAACGGACGGAGUGAAUCGAUUGGCUGGAAUCAGUUUGAAAGAGCCAGUUAAUAUUAACAUCACUGAAACUAACCAGUCCACAACUGAGUUUGCGGCAAAAAAAUUAAGCACUGAUCAAGUGAAUAUCAGUAAAGAUUCCAAUAGCUAUUCAAUUCCAGAACAACUUCAACAGUUUAUGGUGCUAGUUCCAAGCAAACUGCGACUGGUCACGCUUUCAGCAUUCAUUCUCCAAAAAUUCAAGAUUGGAAAGAAACUGAAAAUGAUCAUAUUUUUCUCCAGUUGCGAGUCUGUGGAAUUUCACUACAACCUUUUCACAAAUGCCCUUACUUCAUAUUCUGACAGCAAGGAGCAAAAACAAUUACCUUUCUCAGCUUGUAAGAUGCUGUUUCUGCGAUUGCAUGGGAACAUGGAACAGGAGGCAAGAAAGCAAACUUUUCUGGAGUUUUCACAAUCAAAUAUGGGUGUUCUUCUUUGCACUGACGUAGCAGCACGUGGGCUGGACCUUCCAGAAGUCACGUGGAUUGUUCAGUACAAUGCUCCAACCUCACCUGCAGAAUACGUUCAUAGAGUGGGCAGGACAGCCCGGAUUGGAUCGUGCGGAAACAGUCUUCUUUUCCUCACUCCCUCUGAAGCAGAAUAUGCGAAUACCCUUGUUUCUCACCAAAUCAGUGUCUCUGAAAUAAAAAUGGAGGAUAUACUGUGUACACUGUUGAUAGAGCGUGUUCAAAGAAAAAAAUCUGGAAACAAGUUAGAUGCUGCUAUUCUGCAGGAAAUAAGGGAAUCAGCAACAGCCUUGCAAAAAGUGUAUGAGACCUUCGUGCAUUCAACCACAGAAAAUCUUCUGCAAGCCAAGAAAGCUUUGCAGUCAUUUAUUCGAGCAUAUGCCACAUAUCCAGCAAAUCUAAAGCAGAUCUUUCAUGUGAAAUCCCUUCACCUUGGACACACUGCCAAAAGCUUUGGACUUAGAGAUGCACCACAGAAACUGAGUGGCACAAUAAUGGCCAAUGAGCAGAAGAAGAACCUUAAACCAAUAGUGAAGAGGUCUGGCUUGGGCAGGAAUCUUUCCACUAAGGCCCAAGUAGCUUUGAAACUCCAAUCCGAAUAUUCAAGUGGACUUGGGGAAAAAUUUUAUAAGGUAAAGAAGAAGCGAAAGCCUUUAAAAAGUCACAGACCCCAGUCAGAAGCCAUCUGAAGUGAGCUACAGACACUUUGUCGAAGGCUGAACGAGUGCUAUCAUUAUGAAGUUAGCAGCACUGAGCAAGUUACAGAACUGCCCAGAUGGACAGGGCACCCCGACUGACAAAGUCUGCUGACGUUGAAUGAAUUGUUUGUAAUUUAUAUUCACACAGAAUAAAAUAAUUGCAGAUUUAAACUAAAGUGAAUUUAAAUCAAUUUCAAAUAGCCUUUGCAGGUCUUGAAACAGGAAUUUGCUCCAACCUGAUACAAAGCCAGAAGCAACUCCGACCCAAGGACAGACAAUGAGCAUUCGAACCAAUUGUGACCUACAGGUGUGCUUCUUAGAAAAUGGUCCUCAUUCUGUUUUCUGCUCUAGAUGUAAAAUAUGGACAGACCUCCUGUGUCACUGCAGAACACCUAGCAAGGGCAAGAAAUGGAAUGAGACCACUGUUCCAUUUCCCCUUUAUGCCCUCUCUGACUUUGUCAUGCCCUUCACCUUUUUCCCUACUGAGCUGAACACCCAACCUCCCUUCCUGCCCUGUAAGUGGAACACUGUCAAGGAGUUUAUAUGUUCUUGUACAUGGAUUUCCUCUGGGUGCUCCAGUUUCCUCCCUUAUUUGAAAGACGUGCGGGUUAUGAUUAGUAAGUUGUGGGUAUGCUAUGUGACACUAGGAGCGUGGUGGCACUUGCGGGCUGACCCCGGCAUAUUCAGAGUGUGUUGGUUGUUGACACAAAUGAUGCAUUUCCCUGUAUGUUUCAAUGUACAUGCACAUGACAAAUAAAGAUAAUCUUUAACCUUUCACUUCUUGAAUCUUCUAUACCAUUUGAAAAUGCAUACCCAGAACUGCUUGCUUGCACCUU